Neocloeon triangulifer is the source of this 1150-nucleotide messenger RNA. RefSeq lists its product as uncharacterized. The transcript has 4 exons. The record is from RefSeq and is a predicted model, not a curated record. Gene Ontology annotation, molecular function: acyltransferase activity, transferring groups other than amino-acyl groups. NCBI's taxonomy places the organism in Eukaryota, Metazoa, Arthropoda, Insecta, Ephemeroptera, Baetidae. The coding region runs from base 137 to 1024 and encodes 295 amino acids.
CCCUAUGGCGUUUUUUCCACCGAUCAGCCGAGAUCUCGCCAGAGCGAAAAUCACCGACCGCUCUCUUUUCUCGUAAAGGCAAAAGCAAAAACGCGACACUCUCACUUCCUAGUUCGUCGUCGGCCGCGAGACAAAGAUGACCGCCGACUCGAAUGACAUUCUGCAGCCCCUCAGCGAGCAGCAGAUGCAUCUCCUGCUCAAAGUGCUGGAGAACGACUUUCCCAGCAGUAUUUUUAUUUACAACUGGAUCAAAAAGCAGUUGGAAUGGGCCUCAAAAUUACCAUCGAUGAAAGUUUUGAUUUUGUGUCCCUACGGAAAUUGGAGUGACGGAACCGUCAUUGGAAUUACAUAUGGCCUGGCAGUUGGUAAAUCAUUUGCGGCAAUGUACUCACCAGAGAAGGACGGCGGAAAGUUGAAAAGGGCCUUGAUGAGGACAAAACACGUCGAUUGGGAAACCCUGAGACACUUCUCCGGCGUCUUGGACCGCCACGUACCUCUCUGCAUGGAGGUGCUCAGGGCAAAAGGUUUCCAAAGCUCAGACAAAGUCAGGCUAAAUUGCAACAUGCACUAUGUGCCCAAGUACGAGUUCUCCGCCAGCCUCAAUUUGCCCACAAUUCCGUACGGCGUUCGGAUCGGGCCGUUGGACGUGUCACACCUGGACUACGUGUGCGACAACUGGCCCCUGUACACGAGUGACCUGCGUCCGGUAGUGUCGGCGAUGCUCGAGCUGAACCCGUCGGUGGGCGUGUUUGUGCGGAACGACGACGGCGAGGAGGAAUUGGCGUCGAUGGUGUUGCAGUCCGAGUACGGGGGCCUCGGCCUGCUGCAGACGGUGCCCAAGCACCGCGAGCAGGGCUACGCCGCCCUGGCCGUCGCCUACCUGACUGAGGUCAUGGGCCGCCUCGGCUUCCGCACCCACGGCCACACCAAGCUGGGCAACCUGCGCGCCCAACACCUCUUCCAACGCGCCGGCUUCAAAAUCGCUGACCAGACUAACUGGAUCACCCUCUUCAAGUCCCACUAAUUUAUUUCAUUCCAUUUAUUAUUUUUAGUUUUUUAAGAAAAUUUACCGAUUUUGUGUAAGAUUUUAGUCAUCUAGCUAAUAAAUGUCUCAUUUUUUAUUAUAUACGUGUAAAAAACUUGUUUUUUC